AUGUGCCAACUCCUAAUCACCCACUUCAAUGGCUGCCCACACAUCGACCACAUCCCAGGAGAGCAGCACGAAAUUCCCAUCUACUGUCCCAACAUUGUGUUUGUCGAAGGGGGCAUCAGCACCAAGCAUGAGGCGUGUUGGGUGUGUCGGUAUACUGCUGCGAGGGGCGAGCAGGUGCAGGAGGAGGGAGGGAGGGAGGGCGCUGUGAAUAGUACAAGGGAGGAGGAAGGCGAGCAGAAGGGAGAGGGGGAGCAGAAAGAAGAGGAACAGGGAAACAGGCGGGGAGAGGAACAGGAAAAGACCACAUAG
Messenger RNA from Endocarpon pusillum Z07020, 309 nucleotides. RefSeq lists its product as uncharacterized. The record is from RefSeq and is a predicted model, not a curated record. Bases 1 to 309 code for a protein of 102 amino acids. The transcript has a single exon. Lineage: Eukaryota; Fungi; Ascomycota; Eurotiomycetes; Verrucariales; Verrucariaceae.